This is a messenger RNA of Mangifera indica (mango), 1434 nucleotides long. RefSeq names its product ankyrin repeat-containing protein BDA1-like. Lineage: Eukaryota; Viridiplantae; Streptophyta; Magnoliopsida; Sapindales; Anacardiaceae. The record is from RefSeq and is a predicted model, not a curated record. The coding region runs from base 1 to 1434 and encodes 477 amino acids. The transcript has 3 exons. Gene Ontology annotation, molecular function: protein binding.
AUGGAGAUUCAAGCUCAGGAAGCAGCUCAAAAUGACACUCAAAUUCUGUAUGAAGCAAGCAUGAGGGGAUGUGUAGCAACCUUGAACACAUUGAUACAGAAUGAUCCAUUAAUUCUCCAUAAAAUUUCACUCACUCCCUUCACUGAAACUCCCUUGCACAUCUCAGCUUUGCUUGGUCAUGUUGAGUUCACCAAAGCUAUUGUGAGCCAAAAGCCUCAACUUGUCGCAGAGUUGGACUCUUUCAAACGCUCACCUCUUCACUUGGCUGCUGCUGAGGGCCACAGUGAAAUUGUCAAAGAGCUGUUAAUAGCAAAUAAGGAUGUGAGUAUGGUUGCUGACCAAGAGGGGAGAAUUCCUCUCCAUUUGGCUGCAAUGAGAGGGAGAGUUGAGGUGAUAAAAGAGCUUAUAAGUGCAAAACCUGAGUCAAUUUUUGAGCCAAUCCGUGCAGAAACAGCUUUACAUUUCUGUGUUAAGCUCAAUCAUUUGGAUGCACUCAAAGUAUUGGUGGCAUCAGUUGAUGAUGAGGAGUUUCUCAACUCCAAAAACUUUGAAGGAAACUCUAUCUUGCAAGUAUCUACUAUGUUGCAGCAGUAUGAGACCACUAGCUACUUGCUUUCCGUGCCAAAAAUGAGAGUGGAUUUGAACUCCUUCAUCAAAAAUGGCUUUCCAGCCUUUGGUGGAAGCUGCAGGAACGGCACAACUCGAAGCAAUUUACAGAAGAAUCCCAUCAAAGAAACAACCACCAAAGUUCAAACCACUCAAUCACCCCAAAAGUUAAAAUCAAUAAUAACAUCAUUCCUCAAAUGGAGAAGGCUCAUCAACUACAAGAGCGACCGCCACGAAAAAAUGAGAGGCAACUUGAUGGUGUUGGCCAGCUUGAUUGCCAAAAUGAGUUUCCAGAUUGCAACAAGCCCACCAGGUGGCUACUGGCAAGCAGACGCCACUAAUCUGAAAGAAGAAACCUGCCCAAAGGGGGUUUGCAGUGCUGGAACUUCAAUUCACGCAUACACUCAUGAAAAUGAGUACCACUUAUUAACAUUCGUGAACACGGUCUCAUUCUCAGCAUCGAUCAGCAUAAUUUUGUGGCUCAUUAGUGGAGUUUUGGUGGGAAUUUUGCUGUUCUUGGAGAUAAAAGAAUUCAAAGAGGAAAGAAUUUCAGAAAAAAUGCAAAACCGAGAGAAGACAGAAAUGGAGAUUCAAGCUCAGGAAGCAGCUCAAAAUGACACUCAAAUGCCGUAUGAAGCAAGCAUGAGGGGAUGUGUAGCCACCUUGAACACAUUGAUACAGAAUGAUCCUUUCAUUCUCCAUAAAAUUUCACUCACUCCCUUCACUGAAACUCCCUUGCACAUCUCAGCUGUGCUUGGUCAUGUUGAGUUCACCAAGGCUAUUGUGAGCUCGGUUAGAAUGAGUCCAAAUCAAGCUCAACUCAAGUGA